AUGCGCGUUGUUUUGCAGUGGACAAGCGAGAAGGGAGAAGGAUGCACUAGUUGGAAAUCAAGAUUGAAGAUGAAAGUCCAAUUUAGAUUUUGGCGGCUGGUCAUCAUGUGGAUGUGGUUCGAACGAGCGCUUCACGAUGCGUCUGCGGGCAGAAGUCCAACUGCCCCGGCAUUUGUCGAUGCAAACCUGAUGUUCGAGUUUUUACUGGGCGGGGUGGAACUCAACAAGGACAACAACAUUGUCCUCCUUGAUGAGGAGAUGGCAUCGAUGAGGCAGGGGCGGGCCUUCCUCUCUCAGAUCAACGACAACAUUCCCAGAAGUCUGAGCUCCAUGGAGCAGAUGGUGGACAUGAUGAAGAGUUGGAGAAAACUGACUCAGGGUCAGUUUGAAAGUCUGGUCUUAAGCACAGUGCUCGCAGCACAGCAGGUCAGGAACCAGCACAGACCCGAGGACCAGGAGGCCUGGGGUGGUGUGCUCCUGCAACUUGCAAAUGUCACCGUACAUGACCUACGUGGAAGUUAUAUCUUCAGUUAUGCAUAA
Messenger RNA from Syngnathoides biaculeatus (alligator pipefish), 540 nucleotides. Its product is annotated as protein FAM180A. Lineage: Eukaryota; Metazoa; Chordata; Actinopteri; Syngnathiformes; Syngnathidae. The record is from RefSeq and is a predicted model, not a curated record. Bases 1 to 540 code for a protein of 179 amino acids. The transcript is spliced from 4 exons.